UGCGCAGCUGCACUGGGGCCUCAGUCGCCACGGUAACAGGCGCUGAGCAGGUGUGUCACCAUGCGCGCCCGGGUCGCGCGGGCCGCUUGGGCCUGGGGCUGCAGUGUCUGCUGCCGCCGCGGCGUCUCUAACUUCCCAAUACCUCCGCCGAGCGCGGUGGACGUGGCAGAGCUGCUACGAGGCGCGACGACCGCGGAGGAGCAGCCCUCGGCGGCGGCGGCGCGGCGAGCGCCCGGCCAGUGCUCGGUGCUGCUCUUCCCGGGCCAGGGCAGCCAAGUGGUGGGCAUGGGCCGCGGUCUGCUCGGCUACCCGCGCGUCCGCGAGCUCUACGACGCCGCGCAGCGCGUGCUGGGCUACGACCUGCUGGAGCUGAGCCUGCACGGGCCGCAGGAGGACCUGGACCGCACGGUGCACUGCCAGCCCGCUGUCUUCGUGGCUUCGCUGGCCGCUGUCGAGAAGCUCCAUCACCUGCAACCCGCGGUUAUUGAAAAUUGUAUUGCUGCUGCUGGAUUUAGUGUGGGAGAAUUUGCAGCCCUAGUGUUUGCUGGAGCUAUGGAAUUUUCUGAAGGUCUGUAUGCAGUGAAAGUUCGAGCUGAGGCCAUGCAGGAAGCUUCAGAAGCUGUUCCCAGUGGGAUGUUAUCUGUCCUCGGCCAGCCUCGGUCCAAGUUCAACUUUGCCUGUUUGGAAGCCCAGAAGCACUGCAAGUCAUUGGGCAUAGAGAGUCCUGUGUGUGAGGUGGCCAGCUAUCUCUUUCCUGAUUGCAGGGUGAUUUCAGGACACCUAGAGGCUCUGCGGUUUCUCCAGAAGAAUUCCUCCAGGUACCACUUCAGACGCACCAAGAUGCUGCCUGUGAGCGGCGGCUUCCACACCCGCCUCAUGGAGCCCGCUGUGCAGCCCCUGGCACAGGUUUUAAAGACAGUGGCCAUCAGGAAGCCGCUGGUGGCCGUCUACUCUAACGUCAGUGGGAGCAGGUACCUC
Messenger RNA from Ictidomys tridecemlineatus (thirteen-lined ground squirrel), 978 nucleotides. It is a transcript of the gene Mcat, whose product is annotated as malonyl-CoA-acyl carrier protein transacylase. Lineage: Eukaryota; Metazoa; Chordata; Mammalia; Rodentia; Sciuridae. The record is from RefSeq and is a predicted model, not a curated record. Gene Ontology annotation, molecular function: transferase activity.